Coffea arabica (coffee) is the source of this 2112-nucleotide messenger RNA. RefSeq lists its product as uncharacterized. The record is from RefSeq and is a predicted model, not a curated record. Lineage: Eukaryota; Viridiplantae; Streptophyta; Magnoliopsida; Gentianales; Rubiaceae.
CUCCCACCUUGUAUCUUGUACCCUGCCUACGAGGAUCCUAUGAAAUAGGAACAUACGUAGUCGUCAUUGUCUCGAGGUCCACAGCCUUUCUUCCAUUGUUUCAGGUUUGCAGCGCAGAAGAAAGAAAACCGCAUAUCAUAUCAUUCCGGACAGAUUUAUAGUUGGGCUUCUCUGAUUCGUUUCAGGUUUUCUUUCUCUUCCCUAGUAGCAGAGUGUUUACACGUUGCACUGCACCGACAUUAUGUUACUUUUGUUUUGGCUACUGAAUCAGAAGUUCAUACACCGCCAUUCUUAAUUUGAAAUGGGAAACUUUCUUAUGAUUCUUUUUAAAAAAAAAAAAAAAAAUUAUUGUAAGAUUUGUAAACUUCUUCGAUUACAUAUUCAAAUUUGCCCAAGAAUGUUGAGCACCAAGUAGAACUAUGUGGAAGAUUCUUCCUGGGAUGGCUAAACCCACAAAUAGCGUAGCCGUAGUAGCUGGCGGAAACCAAUACCUUCAUGGCUACUGAAUCAGAAGUUCAGCCUAAUUUCCACCACAGAAGAUAGAACCACUGCAAACUUAAUAAAAAAAAAAGAAUCCCAAAUCGUCGAGACCUUUUCAAUGAUCACCCGUUAUCUCUUGCCACUGCCCAAACUAAAAUCUCCAGGAGUAGCUUAUCACGUCGGAUCUUGUCCACCAUUUCUUCAUCAGCUAAGCUACCAUCAUCGACGACCAGCCAAGCUACGGCCCAGCUUCUGGGCUCCUCCUCCUCUUCCUCGCAGUCGUCCCUGUGGACUGGCGAUUGCCUCCUCCGACUUUUGCCAAGUUUUUGGCCCAGGAGACGCCGUUGGAAUGACCCAAUCCGUAGCCUCCCCACCAACAACACGGUUGGGGUCCAAUCUCAUGACCCAUGGGGUCAAACCCCCACCCUUGACAUCAGCUUGUACGUAUGCAUCAGUAUACCAAUCGUCAGUGAUGAUUAAAACAAUUAUACCAUUGUUGUUUGUCGGAUUUCUAGCAUGGAUACUUCAGUCCAUCCGGCCUCCACCUCCUCGCAUCUGUGGCUCCCCCGGAGGUCCACCAAUCACAGGACCUAGAAUUAAACUUAGGGAUGGGAGACAUUUGGCUUAUAAGGAGCAUGGUGUUUCCAAAGAAUUGGCGAGGUACAAGGUUGUAUUGGUUCAUGGCUUUGGGUCUAGCAGGCAUGAGGCAGAAAUUGCGACAGCGGAGGCAGUUCAAGAACUUGGGAUCUACUUUGUAUCUUUUGAUAGACCGGGUUAUGGAGAAAGUGAUCCUGAUCCAAAGCGAUCUUUUAGAAGUCUAGCACUAGAUAUAGAGGAGCUUGCUGAUCAAUUGGAACUCGGAUCCAAAUUUUUUGUCAUUGGGUUUUCCAUGGGUGGACAAGUGGCUUGGGGUUGCCUCAAGUACAUCUCUCACCGGUUAGCUGGAGCAGCAUUGGUUUGUCCAGUGAUCAAUUACUGGUGGCCUGGCUUCCCGUCAAAUUUAUCAACUGAAGCAUACUAUCAACAGUUACCACAGGAUCAAUGGGCUCUUCGAGUUGCCCAUUACACCCCAUGGCUCACCUACUGGUGGAACACGCAGAAAUUGUUUCCAUCCUCCAGUGUCAUAUCCGGAAGGCCCAAGCUUUCUCGCCGAGACUUGGAAAUUAUAUCCAAGCUUGCAGAUAGACAAUCUCAAACGGAAUACGUAACACAACAAGGAGAAUUUGAAUCCUUCCAUAGGGACAUGAUAGUUGGAUUUGGCAAGGUUGAAUUUGAUCCUAUGGAUCUUAAGAACCCUUUUGCUGACGGCGAAGGCUCAGUUCACUUGUGGCACGGUGACGAAGAUGGCCUCGUGCCCGUUGCAUUGCAGCGUUACAUUGCUGAAAAGCUUCCGUGGAUUCGCUACCAUGAGAUACCAAACGCCGGGCAUUUGCUUGUGCUUGACAAUAAAGAGGCCAUCCUAAAAGAGCUUUUCACUGUCUGAUGUAAACAUCAAUUCGUCCUGGUUACAUUUAAUCCUCCAUUCUUUGGGACUACCAAUGCUUUUUGCAAGUUUGUCCCAGUCCUGCAUGUUGCUGCAACACUCACUAGUCUAUUGGUAUUAUAAAACUCUUUUUUGUCUGUCAAGUGAAA